AUGUGUCGGAGUUGGAGAAGCUUUUUGGUAGGCUGUGGACACAGUGCCAAGAGUGCCAAGGCUCUCUUCAUCAAGAUGUGCUUUGCACUAGUCGGGAUUGUCCAAUAUUCUAUCGACGGAAGAAGGCACAGAAAGACAUGGCUGAAGCCAAGCUCCAAUUGGAUCGGUGGAACUUCUAAUUUACUCGUGAGAAGACUGUUGUUAAGCCCCGACUUCUGAAUCCGUCACUCGUCACGCAGAUUAUGCAGUGUGAGACUGGAGACAGCAAGUUUCAUAUUUGCCAGAUACAGGGAAGAGUUCUAUGAUGACCCUGGCUUCCGGGUUGCGGUGGUAGAAAACGAGGCUGGUUGGCACAGAUGUUCAUGACUAUUUCAGGUGGCAUUGUAGGGCUGGGAGUUACACCAGUCUAUGCAAGUUAAGAGCUUAAAAACUGACGAGGUUAGGUUUUCUUGUACAGUUUUUAUCUUAAGGGUUUGGGGUCUGAAGUUUAUGUGGGCAUGUAUGCCGACUAUGGAAAUCAUCGAAAUCUUUUGGUACAAAGGGAAGGAAUGUAUGCAAAUAGUGUAAUUUCAGUAUUUAUAUUUCAAAACGUCCCUUUACAUGCAAGUUAGAUUUUGCAUGUAGCUUGAGUUUUUAGUGUAGAC
Ilex paraguariensis (yerba mate) is the source of this 644-nucleotide messenger RNA. Lineage: Eukaryota; Viridiplantae; Streptophyta; Magnoliopsida; Aquifoliales; Aquifoliaceae. The record is from the annotation of a GenBank genome assembly.